AACCUGGACACAAACACCAGGAGAGGCUGGAGUUGACCGCUGAAACCCACAAGGAGAACUGGACUAAACCUGGACUCACAUAGACUAAACCUGGACCCCCCUGGACUCACCUGGACCCACCUGGUCUCACCUGGACCCCCCUGGUCUCACCUGGACUCACCUGGACCCACUUGGUCUCACCUGGACCCACCUGGACUAAACCCGGACUCACGUAGACUAAACCUGGACUCACCUGGACCCACCUGGGCUCACCUGGACCCACCUGGUCUCACCUGGACGCACCUGGACCCCCCUGGACUCACCUGGACCCCCCUGGUCUCACCAGGACGCCCCUGGUCUCACCUGGACCCUCCUGGUCUCACCAGGACCCCCCUGGACUCACCUGGACCCCCCUGGACUCCUCCUGCUCCCCCUCUUCUGCUGAGGAUGUUUUCUUGUCCUUCGAGCGUCUCACUCUGUGGCUUUUAUCGUUGCUUUUCAUCGUAGUCGUGCGUUAAAAACACUUUGUUUUUGUUGUGUUUCUCUUUUAUUUCUUUGCAUUUUCAUAAACAUCCUUUCUAAACUCUAUUCAUCAUAGAAACAGAUUUAAAUCAAUGUAAGAUCAAAAAGUUUCAGCGUAAGAGGACGAGAACGAUGCUUUUAUGGCCUGAGAACGACACGACGAUCCAAACCGCAGAAGAAGAAAAAGAGGCGGUCCUUCAUCCUGCUCCACCUCCUGUUACCAUGACAACUUCCACCAAUGACCAACCGGAGGCGCCGCCCACCGAUCGGGACAUGACCUCCGACUCGGGGGAGGAGACGGCGGAGGCGCUGUCGGACUCGGCCCGGGAGGAGUUACCUUGGCAACGGAAGGAGGAGGAGGAGCACGACGAGGAGAUGCAGGCGGUGGCGUCAUCUCCGGACGGACGCUUCCUGAAGUUCAACAUCGAGAUCGGACGCGGAUCCUUCAAAACGGUUUAUAAAGGACUGGACACUGAGACGACGGUGGAGGUGGCCUGGUGCGAACUACAGACUCAUCGUCUGACGAAGUCGGAGCGUCAGCGUUUUGGUGAAGAAGUGGAAAUGUUGAAGAACCUGCAACAUCCGAACAUCGUCCGCUUCUUCGACUCCUGGAAGUCGACGCUGAAGGGACGGAAAUGCACCAUCCUGGUGACGGAGCUGAUGACGUCAGGGACCCUGAAGACGUACCUGCGUCGGUUCCGUCAGAUGAAGCUGAAGCUGCUUCAGCGCUGGAGUUUCCAGAUCCUGAAGGGUCUGCAGUUCCUCCACUCCCGUUCCCCCCCCAUUCUCCACCGAGACCUCAAGUGUGACAACGUGUUCAUCACCGGACCCACGGCGUCCGUCAAGAUCGGAGACCUGGGACUCGCCACGCUCAAGAAGGCCUCGUUCGCAAAGAGCGUCAUCGGGACCCCAGAGUUUAUGGCUCCGGAGAUGUAUGAGGAGAAGUACGAUGAGGCCGUGGACGUCUACGCCCUUGGAAUGUGUAUCCUGGAGAUGGCCACGUCUGAAUAUCCAUACUCUGAGUGCCAAAACGCCGCCCAGAUCUACCGCAAGGUCACCAAUGGAAUCAAACCGGACAGUUUCUUCAAAGUCAUAGUUCCAGAGCUGAAGGAAAUCAUUGAAGGCUGCAUUCGGACCAACAGCAGCGAGAGGUUCACCAUCCAGGACCUGCUGGACCACCGGUUCUUCCAGGAGCAGCUCGGCGUCCAUGUGGAACUGGCCGAGGACGACGACGGGUCGAAGACGGCGCUGAAGCUGUGGCUCCGCAUGGACGCCAACAAGAAGCUCCAGGGGAAGUACAAAGACAACAACGCCAUCGAGUUCCUGUUCGAGAUGUACAAGGACGUCCCAGAGGAGGUGGCCCAGGAGAUGGUCGUCCUGGGUUUCGUCUGCGAGGCCGACUAUAAAGUUGUUGCCAAGGCGAUCAGACAUCGGGUGUCGGCCAUAAUGCGUCAGAGGGAGAAACAGCGCCGCCUACAGGAGGAGUCUGACCCCGCCCCCCAACAACCACAACCCGCUAAUCAGACAUCUGCGUCAAACAUUGCCACAGCUGGGACAACAGCCAAUCAGGUUCAGGAGGAUGUCACAGCAGAUGCAUCACCUGUUCCCUGGAUACAGGCUCCGCCCACAGCGUCAAACAGCCCGGUGGAUUCUGGGAUCAGCAGCGUCUCCUGUCGGACAGAAGGAGACGAGGACGAAACGACCAAGACGGAGACGAAGAUGGACGACUCAGCUCCACGUGUCUCAGUGGAUGUGGAGGCCCCACCCCCUCCGGUCACUAGCCCCGCCCCUGUCAUCAGUCUUCUGACUCCUCCUCCGGCAGCAGUCAGACGAACUAAACCUCCUCCACUUCCUGUUCUGCGUUUUCCGAAGAGCAUCGCCGUGUCCCAGAAUGCAAAGCGGUCUUCAGGAUCAGUCCGCAGCUUCUCCUCACCUGUCGACAGCGCCGCCUCCGACGUAACCUCGGGUCUGAGUGACUGUAACGAGGGCCAAUCGGAGUGGAGCGGCCAGGAGGCGGGCACACGGGCGGCAUCGAAGCAGUUCCGAAGGCGGGCUCGGGCCCGGCUGAGGAUGACGGGCCUGUUGGACCCGGCGGACCGCGUCGUAGAGUGUCAACUGGAGACGCACGACAGCAAGAUGGUGACCUUCAAGUUCGACCUGGACGGAGACAACCCAGAGGACAUCGCCUCGGUGAUGAUCCACAGGGACUUCAUCCUGCGCUCCGAGUGUGACGGCUUUAUCCUCCGCAUGUAUGACAUCAUCAAGAGAGCAGAGUCUAUGAUCCACCAGAAACUGGGGGACACAGACAGGUCAUCACACUUGACGUCACCCAGUCUACCGGAGCCCCAGUCCAGCGGGUCCAGACCCGUGUCGGGUCCUGGGUCGGGUCCUGGGUUGGGUCUUGAUCUGUCCAGGACUCUGUCGUCGUCUUCUCUACCAGACAUUACAGACGAUAACCCCUCCCCCUUGAAGAGCGUUGACUUCCAUGUUGACCCUGAGGCCACGCCUCCUGUCAGGCCACUGAGGUCCCAGUCCUUUCACACGUCCUCAGGCUCCUCCCAUCAGCCCCCCCAGUACCCUUACCAGUACCAGUACAUGGACUCCACCCCUCUGGCCCUUCCCCCUCAGUAUCGUCUGCCUUCUCCUCCUUACUCUGCCUACACCACUUCCUUUCCUUCUCCGAGCCCCAAUCCCUCCGCUCCUGCCCCUCCUGCCCCUCCUGCCCCUCCUGCCCCUCCUGCCCCUCCUCCUCAUUGGCCAACCCCUGAUCAGCCUCUCUUCUCAUUGGCUAACGUCUUCUCACUGGCGAUGAGUGUAGCCCAGACCUUCAUGCCUCCACCCGGGACCUCCAACCAGGGCUUUCACCCCCUCACCCAGACCCUUGCCCCCCCGUUCUCCUCCCCCCAGACCCCUCCCAUGUCUCCCUCCUCCCACCGCCCUCCCACUAACUUCCCCUACAGCCCGCCCACUGUUCAGACAGGCUCCGCCUCUAGCAGUCAGCAGGUGGAGCCGUCAGGCCAAAGGGACUCACCUCAGCCUUAUGGUCCAUUUCAGAGGACGUUUGGCUCCACUUCGCCCCCUUACGGUACAGGCACUGUCACCACUACCAGUACCUCCAGUCCAGGUGUGACCGGUACCCCGGGUCCAGGUGUGACCGGUACCCCAGGUCCCGGACAGGAGUUCUCUGAAUCCAACCUCCAACACAAAGUGUCUCCCCCAGUGUCCCUGUCCCCCACACUGUCCCCCAGACUGUCCCCCAUAGCUGAAGUGAACAAACUUCCAGCCUUCACCGUCGGCCGCUUCCAAGUCAGUCCCUCCAAAGAUGUCCGCGCUGUCCAUCACCCAGAACCCCGCCCUCUCAGCCAGGCCACGCCCACUGCCCAUUCCCCACCUCCCUUCAGGCCCGACCAAUCGGAGACCUCCACCAGUAGCAGCAGCAGCAGCACAGAAGAGGAGAGCCAAUCAGAGGCCAGCGUCAACACGGUGACAGUCUCCCCAACCAAUCAGGCUCCUGGUUACCAUGACAACACAGAGGAUGAAGACAGGAAGAGGGGUGGGGGGCGGAGGCUGAGCGUGAGCCUGUGGGAGGGGUCUACCAGCUUCAGCCAAGCGUGGAACCGCUACGCAUCGCACAUCAGCUCUGACGAAUCAGACAGCGACGACGAGGACAUGUGGGAGGAGCUUCAGGAGCUGCGUGACAGACACCUGGCGGAGGUGCAGAACCUACAGACCAAUCAGAAGCGAGAGAUUGAGCAGCUGUACAUGCGGAUGGGUAAAGUCCCGCCCCCUGGCAUUGUACCUCCGGCAGCCAUGUUGAACCACCGUCAGCGCCGCCUUUCCAAGACCGGAAACUAUCCUCCUGUCCGCAAAAACAGCCUGCAGAGGCUGGAUGUACCGCCCCCCGCAGGCAUCAUGAGGACGGGCUCCGGCAGCAGCAGUGGCUCUCUGGACAGACCUGGGAAAGGUGUGACCUUUGCCCCUGAACACACGAUGAGACCAGGUUCACCUGAAACCUGCACGUUUACCCAGGAUGCAUCUGUCCCUGACUGGUAGAAGCUCCGUCAGGUCUGGGACGAGGAUCGACCUUUAGCUCCGUAGUCCUAAACAUGAACAGUGAAUCCAUAAUGUUAACCAAACCUUCAUCAGCUCCGUUUGUUUUUAUUGCAGUGAAAAUGAACUUGAUGACCAUCGACGAUGAUGAAGAUGAAGAAACCACGUGUCACUUUACUUCAACGACCUUUGACCUCUGACCUUUGGUUCAGACAGAUUUAAACGGGUCAUGUUCUGUGUUUGGUGUGAAUCCAUUUAUGACGUAGUUUUCUGUGUGAUGUGAACAAACCUCUUGUAUAUGGAGGGCUGAACCUGCCAUACUGAAAAAUAUAAACAAAUAUAAAAAUGGCUAAAAACUUCAUUUCUGUACCAUUUAUUGAUCUAUUUUGUCCUUUUUUUUAUAGUUUUCCUUAUUUAAUUUUUAACCCUUCAUUUAUUUCUGCUUUGCUUUGUAUUUACAUUUUCUUUAUCUCUUUUCUUGUUUAUUUCUAUAUUUUAUUUUCAUCUGACAUCUUAUUAAUUUAUUGUCAUUUUUUAUUCACAGUCAUAUUUACCUCUUCAGUAUUCCCCUUUUGCAUUUUAUUCCUUUGGAAACCAAUGCAGAAAUAAACAUUUACAUUUUCUUCCUCUAUGUAUUUUGAAAAUGUAAAUAGAAAGCAACACAGAAAUAAAUACAGGGACAAAAAUUAAAUAGGGAAAACUAUAAAUAAGGACAAAAUAGAUAAAUAAA
Sphaeramia orbicularis (orbiculate cardinalfish) is the source of this 5281-nucleotide messenger RNA. RefSeq names its product serine/threonine-protein kinase WNK4-like. The record is from RefSeq and is a predicted model, not a curated record. NCBI's taxonomy places the organism in Eukaryota, Metazoa, Chordata, Actinopteri, Kurtiformes, Apogonidae. Bases 634 to 4554 code for a protein of 1306 amino acids. The transcript has 21 exons. Gene Ontology annotation, biological process: protein phosphorylation. Gene Ontology annotation, molecular function: ATP binding; protein serine/threonine kinase activity.